This is a messenger RNA of Ectocarpus siliculosus, 1083 nucleotides long. The record is from the annotation of a GenBank genome assembly. Lineage: Eukaryota; Phaeophyceae; Ectocarpales; Ectocarpaceae.
AUGCAAAAAGUGGGUGUCACACACAAUUACAAGCACAACGGUCAUAGAGAGGGGAACAUAGAAAGAGAGAGGAGAGAAGAACGCUGUCACACGCAAGGCAUAAAGACAAACACAAAGGCGCGUGCUCCCACCGGACUGGAACGGCUGGCCGGGCUACUGGCGGCUACAAAGGAAAACGCCUCUGCGGAAAUCUCCAAACUCGACUCUCAGGUCCAAGCGCUGGAAAUCGAGCGGCGGACGCUAGAGGCCGCCCUCGAGACUUGUAGAGACGAGUUCGGAGAUGUUAAGACCCUGGUGGAACAGUUCCGGCUCGAGAACCCCCGAAAGUGGCGCGUGGAAGAGCGGGACGAUUGGAGGGCCCUGCUGGACAGCAUGCAGGCGGACCGGACGGCGCUGCAGCGACAGAACGACAGGCUGGAGGGAGAGCUUACGCGCUGCAUCACCGCGCUCCUGUCCAUCUUCCCUUCCUCAAGCCCCUUUCCGCGCUCCGGACGGGCGAAAGGGGGAGACGCAAACGGGACCGCGGCAGGGGGGGGAGACAAGAAAGGAACGGACGACGGGGACCACCCCCCGGAGUUAACCCACCGCAACAUUUCGUCCGGCAGCGACGGCCGUCGGCCUGUCAGCAGCCGCGGGAUAGCCGCGGUGGACCUGGAGUGGGUGGGCUCUCUGGCGGAGGAGUUCAACGUGGUCUUGGAGGGCGUUGUUGCCGAGGGUGACGACGGCGACGCCGGACGGGGAUCAGGGGCGGGGUCACCGAACGGGGGCGGCGACGCCGCGUCAGAGUGCCUCCGACUACGGGUUCAGCUGGACGAGCUGAAGCACGAGUCGGACACGGCGAGAGUUGCGCUGGAGAGUCAGGUUUUCGAGCAGGAGCAAGAGCUCACGAAGCUUCGCCGCGAGGUCUCCCGCUCCGACGGAAAGGGGUCGUCUCGCAGGGGCGUGGGAGAAGUAGCCGCGGCAGAGCGAGGCGGAGUUUCUUUCGCGGGGGUGUUCAGAUGGUGGAGGCAUGAUCGGAGUCGGGCCGCUGCCGACGGUGCGGGGGCGAGGGGAGCCGUGGCGGGGGCCGUUACCGUCGUCUGA